This is a messenger RNA of Macrosteles quadrilineatus (aster leafhopper), 4416 nucleotides long. Its product is annotated as transcription factor GAGA-like. The transcript has 9 exons. NCBI's taxonomy places the organism in Eukaryota, Metazoa, Arthropoda, Insecta, Hemiptera, Cicadellidae. Gene Ontology annotation, cellular component: nucleus. Gene Ontology annotation, molecular function: protein binding. The record is from RefSeq and is a predicted model, not a curated record. The coding region runs from base 323 to 1492 and encodes 389 amino acids. Gene Ontology annotation, biological process: regulation of transcription by RNA polymerase II.
UUUGUGUUUGUUGGUAGUUUGUACCAAGAUUCAAGAUUUUUUACUUCAAUCAAAUUAAUCAUUAAUCAAUCUCAAAAUCCAUAAUAUUUAAAUUGUCCCAACAAGAACCGACUUUUUGUGUGAGAUCGAGGCGAGAUGCGACAGGGAUAGAUUAACUUAGGAGAGAUUAGAGAAUUAAUAGUGCAAAGUGAAUUCCUUCAUAUUCCUUGUCACUCAUCAUAUCAAAUAUCAAUAUUGUCACUACAGUGAGUAGGCUAGUUGUUAUCACUUUAGUGCGGCCUCUCUGUUGCUCUGUCGUCUAAGCUAAGCUCUAAGUAAUUAAAUGGGUAGCCAACAGUUAUACAGCCUGUCAUGGGGAGAGUUUGGAACAUCACUUACAUCUACAGUACAGAUUCUUCGAGGUCAUGGAGAGAUGGUAGAUGUGACUUUGGCAGCAGGAGGAAGAAUAUUCCCAGCCCACAAGCUAGUGUUGAGUGCUGCUAGUCCUUUGCUCAUGGAACUGUUGAAGAGCACUCAUUGCCACCAUCCAGUUGUUAUGCUUGCAGGAAUCACUGCUCCUGAUUUAGAAGCUCUUCUACAGUUUGUGUAUCAGGGAGAGGUAAGUGUUGACCCUAGUCAACUUCCAUCACUACUUCAGGCUGCCCAUUGUCUCGACAUUCAGGCUCUCUCUCCUCAAACACUCACAACUGAAAAAACCAUGGCUCAGAUCUCAGUUCCGGUAGUGAUGGGGGACACAUCCAUGGCACCCAUGUCUCGAGAAACAUCCAUGACUAGUCCAUUGCUGCCUCACCGCAAGAGGAAGCGCAGGCAAAAUCGAGCAAGUGAGACAGAGCGAGAAUCGCAUUGGACGAACGUGAGUGUUGGCAAUGUCGCUGUAGAAUCACAGACUAUGGAAGGAUCUGCGAUACAAGACUCGGGUGAUGACUCUAUGAAGGAUGAAAUCAUUGAUGAACAGCAUUGCAACGGAGAACCAGGAUCGACCAAGAAGCUAGUAUCAGAUUUACCUGUUGAAUGCACUGUCUGCGGAGUGACGUUGCGUCAAUCGCGGAACCUCAGACGACAUAUGGAGCUUAUACAUCUCAAGGUAGAAAAUGGUGGUAAACAGAGAAAAGUGCAGAUAAAAGAUGAAACAAAGAAGCCAGAAGACGAAGGUACGGUGUCGGUCCAGACUGUACAGACAUUGACGGAGGUGGUGAGUCCGAUGGAGCAGACAACGGUGAACAGCUCAGCUGGUCCGUCUAGAAUGGCUACAGCACAGACUAAUGUACUCGGCUCCCCACCAAUGUACCACAGCCACAACAGCCACACCCACACACACACACACAGUAGCACUCAAUGUGAUCAACUGCAGUACAGUCAGCUGCAGUUCUCCCAACCACAACAGCCUCAACAACAACCGCAGCAGUCCCCGGACGUGUACAGACACCAGCAACUGCUGCGUAGUGCAGGACUGUACGCUGACACUAGGGAGCAGCACUGCGCCACCGAGUGACCUCCAAUAGCGCACUGAACCAACAGUUGUGUAUCUCAGGUAAUGACUCUGUGAAGAGUAAAACUCAAAACACACCACUGAGGCAGUUCUGUAUGUUGAAUGUUAUGUUCAUUGACUUGGUGGUACAGUAGACCUCUCAUAACCGACCUAGGAUUCACCACCUUUUAAGUUAACCAUCUUUGCACUGGCAAAAACUUUUGUUCAAGUUGUAAUAUUAUGGAAUUUAACCUUAAAUCUGUGCCAAACAUCAAAUUGACUUAAAACAUUUGGAGAUUAAAAUAACUUAAUUCACCUUAACACUUUUUGGGAAUAACUAAAUAUUAAAAAGAUUUUCUCUAAGUGCUUUCAGUUUAAGUUGUUAACAUUUUUCUAAAGAAAGGUCAAUAUUUUAUUCCAAGUCUGUCAUCUGUAUCGCCUGACAUUUAGUUUAGAUAUUCGGUAAACAUAUUUCGGUCAAAAAUUUGAUCUUUCCAUAUUCUUAAUUAUAAAGACGGUCAUUUUCUGUCUUUAUUGUUAUCCCAUAGCUUGUCAUUUAGAAAUUAAAUUAUUUAACAAUUUUGUUACAUAAUAACUGAUCUUGAUUUGUUAUAAGGGUCUACUCUCUGUCCCAACCAUCACCUUGUUAACAUGUCAAUAAGUUUAAUGUUGAAUAACAUUUUAAAAUAUUUCAUGUACCAAUUAUAGCUUUAUUAGUAGAAAUAGGAAUUUUUAUUGUCAAAAUAUAUUUAGACAUUUAAAUAAAUACUAAUACUCAGUAAUUGUGUAGUUACUUAGAUAUUGUAACAUGUAUUAUUAGGUAAGAUAAUCAAUUGCAUCAUAUCAAUUAUUUGAUUUUUUGCAUUAUUUGUUCAUGGCUAACACAUUAUUUGAUUGAAAACAAGGCUUUUUGGUGCAUUUUUACCAAUGAUAUAAUUUUAAACGUUUUGUUUUGGUUCUGAAACAAACUCAAAUAGUGCCACAAAUAUUAACACAUACAAUUUGUUAUUUUGAGUUAAUGAUAAAACCAUAGAUAAAAAAAUACUCCCUUAGUAGAUUUCCCAUCCUUAUAGAACAGCUGAAGCCAAUUUUGUUGUUAGUUCUGUCCAGUGUAAUGUAGAGUCGUGUUUUGUUUACAAUUUGUUUCUAUUAUUUUAGGGUUAGUUUCGCAUGAUUUUUGCCUCACUGUGUGGUUAUAUAGCUGGUGGACAAGUCAUUGUUUGUGAUUAGAUAGUUUUAUUUGGUUAAAAGAGGUUUUAGAUUACUGAAAUAGCAAGAAACAAAUCGUAAACAAAACACGACUCUACAGUACACCGGACAGAACUAACAGUAAAAUUGGCUUCAGCUCUUCUAUAAGGAUGGGAAAUCUACUAAGGGAGUAUGUUUUAUCUAUGAUAAAACAAAGAACACACUGAAUAAAUUUACAUUAACUUUUAUAAAUCAUAGAAGAAGUAUUCCAACUCACGACAGCUUAAAUUAAUCCUAAAACUCUAAAGCUAAAACAUAGGCAUUGAUUUGAUAUUCUUGCGUUUACAUUUAGCCUAUGUAAUUGUAAUUUAUUGGAACUGCAGUUUCUUAUCCGCAUGCAUCAUAAUUUGUGUGCAUUGUAUUCAAAUGUCUUCCUCAUAUAUUUAUAAGUAAAUUAUUAUAUUUCAUAUAAAAUAGAGCCAAGGUUGUGGUUAUAUAUAUUAUGUAAUAUGUAUGAUAUUUUUGCAUAUUUGUAGAGUUUUUUGAAGUUUUAUAUUUUUGUUAGUUGUUUGUUAAACAUGUUAUGCUAUUUUGCUGCACAGAAAUAAAAGUUGAGUUAGCCUAUAUGAAAUUCCUGUUUAGUAGAUUAUUUUUAUAUAGUUUGUAUUUUAACUUUUUGAGUAUUUUCUAACUAUUUGUCAAGUAAAAAGUUAAUUAAAAUAUUUUCUUUUCUCGUAUUUAUCAUAUUAAUGCUGCUUCAGUUAUUCUCUUAUGAUCUUUUAUCUUUAAUCAGUCCCCAAUUUAAGAAUGAUAUAAAACAUUUGACUUAAAAACAUGUGUUUAUGUACUCUUUUCAGACACUGUAUAAAUAAUACUAAAUUCAAACUGUUGUCUUACUAAAAGUGAUGGGUCGGUACUUCACGUCAAACGUCGGUUCUAGUAUGGCUAUGGUAGAUGUGGUAGAUGAGCUAUAGUAUACCGUAAAUAUAAAAGAACAAAAUGUUCUCAAACCUUAUCCUUUCCCAUUGCAAACGCUAAGCACGAGUAUAACUGCAAUAAGCAUUUUAUACUUAUAUGACAACCCCGUACAAAGAGUGGAUACUGUGCUAGUAUUUUUAUAUUUAUGAUCUACUUUGUUACAAUUUACUUAGGUAGCAAAUCUGUGAUACACUUUUUGUUAACUAGUGCAUUUUUUAUUCACCCAAUAAGAAGCUAUAAUUUUUAUUCAAAAAUCUCAAUCGAAUGUUGUUGAACAUUAUGUUAUCAAUUGCAAUUUCAACCUGUACUAAGAGCAUAAAAUUGCCAUCAAUUCAUAAAAUAAAGUGUAAAGAGUUGAAUUAAACUGAAUUGUUAUAAACUUUUUUAUAUUUUUGAUUCGGUAAGCUAUUUGUAUUUUAAUACAAUACAUACAAGUUCUGUUUACUUUUAUUAGUUAUUUGUUCAAGUUGAUUACUUACUUAAUAAAUCCCAUUUAAAUAACCCAAUUUUCAACGAUGCCCUUGUAUGGCAUAAUAUUGAAACAUAAAAUAUGUAAUAUAGUUUACACAUAAAUUAACAACGUUUUUAAUGUAAAAUAAUUUUAUCUUAUUAGUGAACAGCAAUAUAAAAGUGUGUUAGUGAUAGUAGACAUGUGUCUGUUGUACAUUUUCCAUUCACCAUUUGAGUUUUCUACAAUGGAAUCACUGUUACAGCAAAUAAAUGAUUUAGUGUAAAAUGUCUACUUAUACCUGAUAACGUAAGGCGGUAAUAAAAUUACCUGA